This is a messenger RNA of Oppia nitens, 4754 nucleotides long. Its product is annotated as protein ced-11-like. The record is from RefSeq and is a predicted model, not a curated record. Lineage: Eukaryota; Metazoa; Arthropoda; Arachnida; Sarcoptiformes; Oppiidae. The transcript is spliced from 7 exons. The coding region runs from base 93 to 4754 and encodes 1553 amino acids. Gene Ontology annotation, molecular function: monoatomic cation channel activity. Gene Ontology annotation, biological process: monoatomic cation transmembrane transport.
UGUAUUAUUAGAAACACUUUCUUUCUUUCUUUUUGAUGUCUGAAACAGAUUUUUGAUUCAAAAGUCAAGUCCUGUCUCGACGGACACCAGAAAUGGAUAAAAUCUCUUCUGUUGAGUCUUCAAAAACAGAAGAAGUCCUUAAAAAAGAUAAGAUAUUACAGUUGUCUUCACUUAUCUUUAAAGACAAUGAGAUAUCCACUGAAAAGGGUAAGCCAAUGGUCAGGUGUGUGCAUAGUGUUGACAUCGAUGAACUGGUCCGCGAUGUAUUACACAAAAAAUGGCAAUUGAAAAAUCCGAAGAUUGUUGUCGUUGUUCUGUCAAAUGCCGGACCAAUUCAUAACUGGAAAGAUCGACAACAGAUUAAAGCCUUUCAAAAGGGUUUAAUGACAGCCGCCGAAAACACCAAUAUGUGGUUAAUAACCCAUGGCUUAGACUUGGGUGCGACAACUAUUGUCGGUGAAGCCAUACUUGAACACAGCACCGAAAUCAAGUACAAGAAAGCCAUUAACAGCGAAAAGUCGUUUUCAAAAUCCAAUUUUAUCGGUAUCGCCGACAUUGAGAGUCUCCAAUAUUUACAGACUAUCACUGCAAGUACUGAGCCGAUUAUAACUAUCUCCAACAGUGGUGGCAAUAGAGACACUAAUAUGAAAUACAACUUACAGUCAAAUUUAAGUCAUUAUAUACUGAUUGAAGACAAAUCGCGAAACAAAAACGGUAUCAACAGUUUCAUCAAUAAGUUUAUGUCGUUUCUGUCAUUGAAUCAAUCAGAUAUUCUGCCGACUAAUGAGGGAUCUCCCGGUCCACAGAUGAGCGCCGACAGGUGUUCAAUAGAAACAAGUGAAGUACCGGUUGUGUCGUUAUUAAUGAAAGGUGGAUACGAGUGCUCGCGAAUCGUAUUGAAUACUAUCAAAGAAGAACUACCUGUUGUUGUCUUACAAGGAACGGGAGGUUUGGCUGAUUUACUGGCCUUUGGCGACAUCGAGAUUCGCGAUCGAUGUAUGAAUGAAUGGAAUCCAGAAUUUGUCGAAACAUAUCUGAAGCCGGAAUUGACACUAAAGAUAGUCAAGACUUUUGGUAAUUUGCGAAACAAUUCGGUACUAUUGAAGACAUUACGGAAUCGGAUACUCGAAUCGAUUCGUUUAAGUCGACAAAAUGGUCAAAAUUAUUUGACAAUUAUUAAUUUGUUUGAAAAGUAUUCGUGUAAUUUGGAAAAUUUGACCGAAUAUUUGUUGUUAGCGUUGUUUCGGUCGCAAAGAAAAGAAUAUUCGGUCGCGAACUCUACUAUUGAUAGCGGCGGACAUCAGAAGCGCCAAAUGACUCCCGAAGAGUCGUCGGCGUUAAUACACAAAGACCUUCGACUAUGUAUUGACUGGAACUGUCCUGAAGUGGCCCGAAAUGAAGUGCUUGUCAAAGAUCCGACAUUUUCGUUGAGUACUAACUCUAUUUAUCUGAAGAGUCUGUUCGAAGAGUCGCUGAUCCGAAGUAAUCGCUGGAAAUUUGUUGAUCUGUUUUUGUCGCAGAAAUUCAAAUUACGAUCAUUUGUCAAACCGAAGACAUUGUUGCGAAUGUUUCGUACGCUUCGAACAAAAGACUUCUUCAGCAAUGUCUGUUGGGAAGGAAUUCUUGGCCGAACUGUUGAUCAAAAACAAAACAAAAACUUUAUGAGCCGUGAGUUCAACUAUUUAGUCUAUGUUUGCUGUGGUGUCCGACAGUUUAUAUCACAAGAAGAAUUGGAUCUGUUUGUUACCCAACAAUUUCCGAACACUGAAAGAGAUGCCGAACGCAAAGCCCUGAAGUUACUGAUGUUUUGGGCGGUUAUGGACUUCAGAAAGAUAUUGGUGCGCAUACUGUGGCGAUAUUCCGAUCAUCCAAUACAUCUGGCGCUGAUUAUAGCCCUCUGUUAUGAACACUUGUCUUGGUUUGUGGUCGACCAACAACUGUGCGAUCAAUUGAAAGAAGAGUCACAGGUAUUCAUUGGCUACGCUAUCACUGUAUUGGAUGUCGUAUACAAAGACAGCGCCCUUCGAGCAGAACAGGUGUUGUUAGAGUCUUCACGCGAUUGGAACUAUCGGACGGCUCUGGAUUUGGCGGCUUUCGGCAAAUUUAAAACAUUUUUUAUCCAUCCGGCCUGUCAACGACGGCUCACUAAUCAAAUUUACGGUAACAUUACGGUCAAAGACGUUCGGAUCGGUGUUUUUCGGUUACCAUUGAUGUGUAAACUGCUAUUUUCCGCUUACUUUGUUCUGCCGGCUUAUUACUGGAUUCGUGGUACAGACAGCAGUAUUAACGCAGAACUGUUGCAACAAUUAUCGGAAGAGUCAAUCGAUUAUAUGGCCGUCGAUAACGACUCCGAUGAUAGUGACGGCGGCAAUAGUGGUGAUGGUGUAAGUGGCAGUGGUGGUGGAGGCGGCGAUAAGAAACAACCGUUACCUAAAAAAUCGUACAGUAAAGACAAUCAUAUGUCGAUUAUGUUUGAUAAGACCUACCAAUUGACUAAUUCGUCGUUUUUUACGACAUUAUAUUACUUGUGGACAUCACCGAUAACCAAAUUCUGGAACCACCAGUUUUUUUAUACAUUUUAUUUGUCAAUAUUCAGUAUAGCCGUACUGUAUCCCCGUUGCGGCCACUUCUACAUCGAUCUGGUUGUAGACGUCUGGACUUUCUGUUUGGUUGUCGACAGAUUACAACAGAUCUUUAUCAUCUCACGGCUGAAUAUCUACUUCUCCAAUAUGUCGUCAAUAAUUCAAGCGAUACUUCAGAUAUUAUUUAUCAUAUAUUUUACAAAUACUCGACUCAUCUAUGUGUUUGAGACGACAACCGAUGACGCCUACAAUCAUAAAGUGAUUAUGUCUUUGGCAUUAAUACACGCCUACUAUGUAUUGUUUACCGUAUUUCUGCCCAUUUCAUCCACAUUGGGACCACUACUCUAUCGAUUAAAGUUAAUGAUUUUUGUCGACUUCUUGAACUUUAUCCGACUGGCCGUACUAGUGAUGAUCAGUUUCGGUGUAGUCAUGCAAUCACUGAUAUUUCCUGAUCUGACUGUUAGUAAUGAGCUCUAUAGGCGCACAUUUCACAGGGCCUUCUUCUCUAUGUUUUCCAUAUUCCUCAACGAACUCGAGGUUGAUCCAGACUGUGAAAGCAAGUAUGUUUGGGAUAACAAUCGUCACCAAACGGACAGUCGCUGUAGUGCCAGUCGAUACAGUAAUGAGGAAUGUCGUGUAACGGGUUUCUGGCCAUACUUUUUUGAAAUAUUGUAUUUGAUUUUAUUGAAAUCAAUUUUGCUAACACUAUUGGGCGCUAUAUUUGCUGCCAGUGCUGUCAAAGAUAUUAGCGACACGAGUGGCAUAUGGAUGAGCCAACGAUACGGAUUGGUCAUCGAUUUUAUGACCAGAUCUCCAUUGCCGCCGCCGUUGAAUAUAUUUUCUUGUAUUUUUUGGAUUUGUCGCCGACUUUGUUGUCUUUGUUGCGAUAAAAAUAAGGAAACACAGGAUAAUCUGAAUAAACUAUCGAAUGAAGACUACGCUUACCUCAGGAUAUUAGCCGCACAGGUGUUUGAGGACAGGGAGACCAAAGAUCAGGAAUCAAAGUUAAACUCAGAGCACUGGGAGAUGACAAAAGCCAUGAGCGAAGAACUGGAAUAUCAACGAAGACAACUGAGAAAACUGAUUGGACGGACAUCUGAAAUGGAGAGAUCUGGUCAACAGUCGUUUGUCUUCUUGGAAAACAUUAGACAUUUGGUGACAAAGCGAUCGACCAGCGAAGCGAUGCAACAAAAGCUCCACUCGUUGUCUCGACAGUCGCCGUAUCCGAAAACCGAUGUCCACCGAUAUCCAGUUCCCGAUAAGUAUGUCUCGUGGCAGGUCUUUUGGGUGGAUUACGACCCAAUUGCGUACACAAAACCCAAAUUAGAGAUGCCUUUAGCGCUACAGGAAACCACUGAUAUCGAUAUAUUGGCCUUAAAAGAGCUCAACUUUGAAAAAUCUGAACAAAGCGUCCAAAAUCUACCGGUUUUUGUUUGGAAUCGACAAACUAUUAGUGGCGCCGGUAUUUGUGUUGACCGACAGUCGUGGCACAUGAAAGACAACGAAGCGAUUAUCUAUAAAUUAGAAGACAGUGUUAUUCCAACCAAUCCUUUUGGCAGAACUGGUCUCAGAGGCCGAGGAUCACUACCGCGAUGGGGUCCUAACCACUAUGUUAUGGUUGUUAUCACUCGUAAGAAAUCGGAUACAUUGGAAGUAAUUGUUGAAUUGAUUGAUCAAAAACACGACGACAAUAAGGACAACAUUAACAAAAUAAAUCAAAUAUCACUUAUUGAAAGAUUUAUUUCCGGCGAAAUAACUUAUAAAGACAUUGAAUCGCUAUUUAAGAUAAGUAAACCUGAAUUAAAGGGUUGGACCAAAAGUGAUCAAAUGAUCGAAUUUUUCAAGAGUUUCGAUCAAAUACCACCACAACAGACACCUGAUGUAAAACAAUCGGACGGACAAAAACAACCGCAACAACAACAGACACAGACAUUCAAAUGCGAAAAAUUGAUUAGAGGAUACUUUGAUGACCCCAUGAAUACGGACAAUGCAUGGAAGGAACUGGAGUUAUGGCACAUACAUUAUUCUCAACACAACAAUGAUAUCAAUGACUAUAUGAGCGAUGCAGUUGACUGGCGGGAUAUCAACGAAAAUCUCUUUUAUAACUUGUCUUUAAGUCAUUCAAAGGUUAUUCAAGAUAUUGUCGAUACACUUGAUUACACAAUGCAUUAA